Ananas comosus (pineapple) is the source of this 2979-nucleotide messenger RNA. Its product is annotated as disease resistance protein RPM1-like. The record is from RefSeq and is a predicted model, not a curated record. Gene Ontology annotation, biological process: defense response to other organism. The transcript is spliced from 2 exons. NCBI's taxonomy places the organism in Eukaryota, Viridiplantae, Streptophyta, Magnoliopsida, Poales, Bromeliaceae. Gene Ontology annotation, molecular function: ADP binding. The coding region runs from base 90 to 2864 and encodes 924 amino acids.
CAACUAAGCCAGAAAUUUAAAAACAGCAAUUUGGAAAGAUAAGCAAGCUACAACAUCCAAAUUCAGGCUCAUCUUCUGAAAAGGCUGGUAUGGCUGAGGGUGCGAUAAGCUUAUUAAUCCUGAGGAUAAGUGGCAUCUUAGCCAGUGAAGCAAUAAAAUCAGCAGCUUCAACGCUAGCAAGGCAACCAUCGGCCAUGAGAGAACUCAUGAAGGACAUAAGCGAGAUCAAGGAUGAGCUAGAAAGUAUGCAAUCCUUCCUACGAACUGCUGAGAAAUUGAAAGACGCCGAUGAGAGCACCGCCAACUAUAUCAAACAAACAAGAAGUGUUGCUUUCGACAUUGAGGACAUUAUAGAUGAGUUUACAUACAAGAUUGGCGAGGAGCAAGGAGGGAUUCUAUCUAAAACCAUUAAGAGAUACAGAAACACAAAUAGCUGGAAUCACCUUACUAGGCGGCUUAGAGAAAUCAAAAAUAGCCUCCAAAACAUUAAAGAGAGAAGGGCCCGAUAUAAUACGGAAGCAAUUGAUAUCAAGCCAAGCCCUUCAAAAGUUGGAGGUAGAAGUAAUAGUCCUGCAGAAUAUGCGCAUUUUGUUAAAGAGGAUGAUCUUGUGGGAAUCGACGAAAACAGGGACUUACUACUUAGAUGGCUGAAGGAUGAGGAGCAGCAAAACAUGAUAAUUAUCUCUGUGUGGGGGAUGGGUGGUUUGGGGAAGACUACUCUUGUAACUCAUGUGUACAACAACAUCAAGACUACCUUUGACGCUUGUGCGUGGGUUUCUGUAUCUCAAAGUUAUGAUACUAAUGAUUUGCUAAAACAAAUCAUAAAGGAAUUCUGCAGGGAAGAUCAUAAUAAAAUCGCAAUAACUGGAGACAUUGAUGUUAUGGACUAUAGAAGCUUGGUUCAAACGAUCUGCAGCUUUUUACGAAACAAAAGGUAUGUAAUCAUUUUGGAUGAUGUAUGGAGUAUAAAUGCAUGGUUUGAUAUAAAAUAUGCAUUCUUGGAUGGUAAUAACAAUAGUAAGAUAGUGCUAACAACACGAAUUUAUGAAGUAGCACUAUUAGCUCACGAGCACUACAGGCUUGAACUCAAGCCACUAGAACCAGAUCAUUCAUGGAGCCUCUUCUGCAAAAAUGCAUUCUGGAAAAGUACCAAUAGGGUUUGCCUCCCGCUAUUAAAACAUUGGGCCGAAAAAAUUGUAGAGAAGUGUUGUGGCUUGCCAAUUGCCAUUGUUUCUAUAGGCAGUCUCUUGUCCUUUAAGGAACAACUUGAUACUGAAUGGGAGAAGGUCUACAGAGAUCUUGAAUGGCAGCUAACUAGCAACUCUCCUUUCAGUGAAAGAGUGAACAGCAUUCUGAAACUUAGCUUGGAUGAUAUUCCCCAUUAUCUAAGAAACUGCUUUUUAUAUUGUUGCAUUUUUCCGGAGGAUUACAAGAUUAAACGGAAGAGACUUAUAACGCUUUGGGUAGCAGAAGGUUUCAUUGAAGAAAAAGAAAGAACGUUGGAGGAAGUAGCUGAGGGCUACCUCAAUGAACUUGUUCAUCGGUGUCUACUACAAGUGGUAGCAAGGAACGAAUUCAGAAGGGUUAGUAAAUGUCAAAUGCAUGACAUAGUUCGAGUCCUAGCUCUUUCCAAGUCAAAGGAGGAAAAUUUCUACAUGGAUUACAAGCAUUCAAGGACUUCACAGAGGUGCAAAGCACGCCGCAUAUCAGUAACAAGUGGUACAAUUGAUCAUUGGAAUGAAGAUAAAUCCUAUUUACGCUCAUUACUUCUUUUUAACAGUUCCAUGAGUUGUGAUUUACUAAAGUCAGUCUCAAAAUCUUCAAAAUUCUUAUGUGUCUUGGAUCUACAAGGUUCUUCGCUUGAGAAAGUACCAAGUGAAAUUGGCAACCUAUUCAACCUGCGUUUCCUGGGCCUAAGAGAAACGAAAAUCGAGAAGCUACCGAAAUCAAUUGGGAAGCUGCAAAAUUUACAGAUAUUAGAUGCCUAUCGGAGUAGAAUAAAAAGUUUACCAAAUGAAGUAACGAAGCUCAGAAAGUUGAGGCAUUUAUUUGUAUUAAUUACCGCAGAUAGGACGUACAGCAGUUUGGCAGCUUUUGGCAGUGUACCAACACCAAAAGGGAUAUGGCACUUGAAGGACUUGCAAACUCUACAAUUUUUUGAAGCAAACUCAGAGAUGGUAAAGAAGGUGGGAACCUUGAUGAACUUGCAGACAUUUGGUAUCACCAAAGUACGAAUGUUCGACUGUGAAGACCUGUGUCGGGCUAUCGCAAACAUGAAUCGUCUUGUCCAUUUGGAGAUUGUGGCAAAAGACGAGAAAGAAGUACUGCAUUUGGGAGCUCUUCGUCUGCCACAAUCUCUCCGAAGAGUGAUGUUGAUGGGGCAGUUGGACAAAAUAUAUUCCUUACCUCAAUGUUCCAUGUUCUUUGGGUCCCUUACAGUUGGGGAUCCGCUUCCGUACAUUCAAACAUUACCUAGAUUGUUGAUCCUUCAACUUUGGCAAGCAUACGACGGCAUGAAGUUGUGCUUCAAAACAGCAUCAUUUCCAACUCUAAAGGAACUGUCAAUACGGGAUGCCCUGCAGCUCAAUCAGAUAGAAAUAGAAAAAGAAGCGAUGCCAAGCCUACAAGAUCUUAGUCUCUCAGGUUGCCCGGAGCUGAAGGUGCUGCCUCAAGGCAUCGAGUACCGCGCCACCCUUCAGGUGUUACAUUUUGGAGAACCAGCAGAGGAGCUUGUUGCGAGGCUUCGUGGAGGAGGAGAAGGUAGAGAUGAAAGCCACGAAGACCAGAUGAAGAUUCGACACAUACCAAAAGUUAUUCAUUCAUUCAAGAAAGAUGGCAAAUGGGUAUCGGAAAGGAUUCCAUGAGUGUAUAUGUUGGAAAAGUAUGCCUGUUUGAAAUCAAAACUUGCUCUUUGAGAGGGCCUCUAGUGUACGGGUGCAUUUAAGUAGGGGUGCUCUUUUAGUAAUGGCUCAGGUCUUU